Messenger RNA from Rotaria sp. Silwood2, 3480 nucleotides. The record is from the annotation of a GenBank genome assembly. Lineage: Eukaryota; Metazoa; Rotifera; Eurotatoria; Philodinida; Philodinidae.
AUGAAUCCAGAUGAAAUUGAAAAUAUGAUUGUUUAUCAAGUUGGUGCUUUACAAGCAUUUUUAAAUAAAGAAAGCUUACCUUUACAUCAUAUUAAACCUCAUGGUUCAUUAUAUAAUAUGACUGCACGUGAUGAAUUGAAAUGUGAUGCUUUAUGUAAAGCUAUAUUACAAUUCUCAAAUAAUCAUAAUGAUAUUAAACAUAUUGAUGAUGAAGUUAUUGACGAAAACAAUAAGAUAAAAUUAACUGGUUUAGCAAAUAGUUAUCAUGAAAUUUGUGCAAAAAAAUAUAAUAUUCCAUUUAUAUCAGAAUUUUUUGCAGAUUUAGAAUAUGAUAAUAAAGGAAAAUUAAUAAUAACACGUAAACAUGAUCCUAUUAAUAUAAAUAAAAUAAUUAAACAUGUUGAAUUAGCAUUAAAUGAAAAUAAAAUAAUAGCAAAUGAUAAUACAAUUGAAUUAGUUUUUCGAUUUAAAACAAUAUGUAUACAUUCUGAUACACCAAAUUCUGUAGAAGUUGCAAAAACUGUAAAUGAUAUUUUAAAACAAUGGAAAAUAAAUAAACAUAUGCAGGAAAAUAAUAAUAUUAAAAUAUUUAUAGCAAAUCGAGGUGAAAUAGCUAUUCGAAUUAUUGAAACAUGUAAAAGAUUAAAAUUAAAAACAAUUACUAUAUAUACUGAACAAGAUGAAUAUUCUCUUCAUACAUUAAAAUCAGAUGAAUCAGUAUUAAUAUCAAAUUAUACAAAUAGUGAUGAAAUUAUAGAAAUUUGUAAAAAUAAUAAUGUUAUUGUUGUACAUCCUGGUUCCAAAAAUGAUAUUAAUCAUAUUGGUGGUUAUCCAAUAUUAAUUAAAACUACAGGUGGUGGCGGUGGUAUUGGUAUGCAAAUUUGUAAUAAUGAUAAUGAACUUAUAUUAGCGAUAGAACAAUGUCGUAAUAAAGCAUUAUUAUAUUUUAAUAAUAAUGAUAUUUAUAUUGAAAAAUAUUAUCCUAAUUGUCGUCAAAUUGAAAUACAAAUAUUUGGUAAUGGUAAUGGUGAAAUAAUUCAUUUAGAUGCUCAUGAUUUAUAUAAUAGUGCCAUAAAAUUAGCUCAAUCAGUAAAUUAUUAUUCUGUUGGUACUGCUGAAUUUUUAUUAAUUGAUAAUGGUUCUAAUGAUAAUGAUACUGGUAAAUUUUAUUUCUUAGAAAUGAAUACAAGAUUACAAAUUGAACAUGAAAUAACUGAAAUGAUAAAUAAUAUAGAUUUAGUUGAAUGGAUGAUACAAUUAAGUUUAACAGCUUAUAAAUUUCAAUUUAAUCAUUUAUUAUUCAAUAAUAUAAUUGAUUUUAAUAAUCAUAUUCAAUAUAUUUAUUUACCAUAUGGUCAUUCAAUAGAAGUACGUAUUUAUGCUGAAGAUCCAAAUCAUGAUUAUAUACCUUCAUCUGGUUUAAUUACAUUUAUCAAAUGGCCAAAUCAUUAUCAUUGGUUACGUAUUGAUACUUGGAUUACUAUAAGUACAAAAAUUACUACAAAUUAUGAUCUUUUACUUGCUAAAAUAAUUGUCUAUGGUAAUAAUUGUAAUCAUACAAUUAAAAGAAUGAAUAAAAUUUUAAAUCAAUUAAUUAUUUCUGGUCCAAUUACAAAUUUAGAUUUACUAAAAAUUAUUUUUCAAAAUGAAAAUUUUAUUAUUGGUAAUACAACAACAAAAUUUAUUAAAUCAAUUAGUUAUAUACCAAAUUGUAUUUAUGUAUUACGAGGUGAAUUACCAAUCAGUGCAAAAUUAUUUAUACCUUCAGGUUCAAUACUUGAUAUUCAAUCUGUUAUUAAUACUACUCAUAAUGGUGGCUGUCGAUGUUAUCUUGUUAUUUUAGGUGGUAUUAUUGAUGUACCUAUUUAUUUAAAUUCAAAAUCAACUUUUAUAUCUUGUAAUGCUGGUGAUCAUCAAGGUAGAGCUUUAAUAAGUGGUGAUCUUUUACCUUUAUUCAAUAAUAAUAACACCUUAGAUGUUGAUAAUAAUAAUCAUUUUGAAAAAAACAUUAUAAAAUUUGUUAUACCAAAUGAUAUGAUACUAAAAUUUACAACAAAUUGGGAAAUACAAGUUUUAUUAGGACCACAUGGUAAUUCUGAUUAUAUUGAUAAUGAAAAAUCUAAUGGAUUUAUUAAAUACAAAAUGGAAAGUUCAUUUUUCAAAUUAGAUGGAGGUGAAGGUGGUUCACAUCCAAGUAAUAUACAUGAUUGUGGUCAUGCUCUUGGUAGUAUUAAUUUUACUGGCGAUAUGCCUAUCAUAUUAACUGUUGAAGGUCUAACACAAGGUGGAUUUGUUUGUCCUUUUACAAUCAUUUCUUCUGAUUUUUGGAAAAUUGGUCAAUUAAAAUCUGGUGAUACAAUAAUAUUUAAACCAAUUAUUAUAAAUCAAGCAUUAAAACAUAAAAAAUUAAUAAAUCAUUAUUUAAAUUAUAUUAAAAAAUUAUUAGAUUAUUCUUCAUUAAAUAUACCAAAACCAAAACAUUUUAAUAAUAUUAAUAAUUUAUUAUUAUAUAAUCAUUAUUAUUCUUAUAAAAAUGAAGAAUUUAAUAUAGAAAAUAAUUCAUCUUUAUUAUUAGAAUAUAAACAUAAUGAUAUAUUAAUACAAUAUCGUCAAGCUGGUGAUUGUUAUUUAUUAAUUGAAUAUGGUGAUUCAAAAUCAACUAUAAAUUUAUUAUUAUGUUUACGUAUACAUCAAAUACAAGAAUAUCUUGGUCUUAUGACAGAUUUAAAAACAAUGAAAACUAAACCCAUAUUGCAUGGUUUAAUUGAUUCAGCACCAGCAAUUCAUUCAUUACUUAUACGUUACGAUCCUAUUCAUUUAUCACAAAAUAUAAAAUUAUAUUUACCAAUAGCAUUAAAUGAUCAUUGGAAUAAGGAUGCUAUUCAAUAUUAUAUGAAAACAAUACGUUCAAAAGCAAAUUAUUUACCAAAUAAUUUAAAAUUUAUUGCAAAUAAUAAUGGUAUUAUUGAUGAUAAUGAUAUUGAACAAAUAUCAAAUAUAUUAUUAGAAGCACAAUGGUUAGUUAUUUGUAUUGGAUUUUGUCUUGGUUGUCCAUUUGCUAUACCAAUAAAUCUUAAACAUAGAUUAUCUGUACCAAAAUAUAAUCCAGCUAGAACUUAUAUACCUGAUGGUUCUUGUGAUCUUGGUGGUAAUUAUAUGGCAAUUUAUCCUAUUGAAAGUCCAGGUGGCUAUCAAUUAUUUGGAAGAACAAUACAAACAUGGUCAACAUUUGGUACAAUUGGAUAUCCAUUUACAAAUUAUCAACCUUGGUUAUUGAAUAUGUUUGAUAUAAUUCAAUUUCAAUCUGUUACUGAAUUACAAUUAAAAAAUUUACAAAUGGAAUUACUAAAAGAAAUUGAUUCUAAUAAUAAUAAUUAUAAUGAAGUAUCAAAUGAUUCACAACAACAACAACAAAAUUUACAAGAAUUAGAUGAUAAUCAUAAAAUUAUUUAUGCUAUGGUUGGUGGUAUAAUUCAAUAA